AUGAGUUCCAAUGAGCAAAGAGAGAAUGAAGACACCUCCAGUGAAUCCAGAAAGAAGGAACUGGGAUCAGAAUCUGCAGGACCCAGCAGCAGUGUGUCUAUGAAGAGAACACAAUCCAUAACUAGACCCCCUUCAUUAAGUGAUGGAACAGAGGCCUCCGCCCCAGAGAGUGUGGAGAAAGAUAAUAGAUUUGCAUCCCACAAUCAGACCCACAUCAGGGAGGAAAGACCUGAAGCAGUCCUGCAGAGAGUCAAAGACCAACACAAAACCAGUAUAAAGAACAAGUAUGCACACUUAUUUGAGGGAAACAAACUAGAAGGAAAUGAAACCCUCUUGGCCAGGGUCUUCACACAACUCUACAUCAUAGACGGAGAGAGAGAAGGAGUGAAUGAAGAACAUGAGGUUUUACAGAUGGAGAAAACACCCAGAACACAACCCAACCCAAUCAGCUGUAAUGACAUCUUUAAACCAUUACCUGAACCAGGAUGUGAAGAGAAAGAGAAAAUCAAGACUGUUUUUACUAAAGGCAUCGCUGGAAUUGGAAAAACCGUCUCUGUGCAGAAGUUCAUUCUGGACUGGGCUGAGGGAAAAGACAAUCAGGAUGUAGAUUUCAUGUUUGUGUUUCCAUUUCGAGAGCUGAACUUGAUUCAACAUCAUCAGUACAGUCUUCACAGACUUCUGUUGGACUUUCAUCCUGAACUUCAAGAACUGGAUUCAAAGAUUUACGAGGAGUGUAAAGUUGUGUUCAUCCUAGAUGGUCUGGAUGAAAGCAGAAACAAGCUGAUUUUCUCAGAUGAUGAGAAAGUUUGUGAUGUGAACGAAUCUUCAUCAGUGGGUGUGUUGAUGUCAAACCUCAUCAGAGGAGAGAUGCUUCCCUCUGCUCUUAUCUGGAUCACCUCCAGACCAGCAGCAGCCAAUCAGAUCCCCUCCAAUUACAUUAACCGUGUGACAGAAAUUCAGGGAUUUAAUGACCCUCAAAAAGAGGAAUAUUUCAGGAAGAGAAUCAGUGACCAGCAUCAAGCCAACAGAAUAACCACACACAUCAGAAGAGCAAGAAGCCUCCACAUCAUGUGCCACAUCCCCGUCUUCUGCUGGAUCUCAUCCACUGUGCUUCAAAACCUCCUGAAAGAAGAUCUCAAUGCAGAAAUCCCUGGAACUCUGACUGAAAUGUACAUCUACUUCUUGCUGAUUCAGAUUAAGAGAAAGUCUGAUGAAAGAGAUCCAGAGAAACUCCUAAAGUCCGUCAGAGAAGCGAUUGUAAAACUUGCUGAAGUGGCUUUCAAUCAGCUGAUGAAGGGCAAUGUGAUGUUCUAUGAGGAGGACCUGAUUGAGAGCAGCAUAGAUGUCACUGACGCCUCAGUGUUUUCUGAGAUUUGCACCGAGAUCUUUAAGGAAGAAUCAAUGAUUCAUCAGAGGAAAGUCUACUGCUUCAUUCAUCUGAGCGUUCAAGAGUUUUUUGCUGCUUUCUAUGUGUUUUAUUGCUAUUUAAGCUGCGCAAUGAAAGCUCUGAGGGUUUUUGAUUCAAUGCACAAUUUGCAUAAAGGGGCAGUAGAUAAAGCUUUAGAAAGUAAAAAUGGACACCUGGAUCUGUUCCUGCGGUUCUUGCUGGGCAUCUCACUGGAGUCCAAUCAGAGACUCUUAGGGGAUCUGCUGACACACACAGAAAACAGCUCAGAGAGCAUCAGUAAAACCACAUUUAACAUUAAAGAGAAGAUCAAAGAUGGAAAAGCAGUCUCCACUGAAAGAUCCAUCAAUCUGUUCCUCUGUCUGCUGGAAGUGAAGGAUCAGACUCUGUCUAGAGAGAUUCAGGAGUUUCUGAAAUCAGAAAAACAUUCAGAGAAGAAACUCUCUCCAACUCACUGCUCAGCAAUCGCCUACAUGCUUCAGAUGUCAGAGGAAGUGCUGGAUGAGCUGGAUCUCAAGAAAUACAACACAUCAGAUGAAGGUAGAAGAAGACUGAUAUCAGCUGUGAUCAACUGCAGAAAAGCUUUUCUUCCUGGCUGUAAUCUCAAUGUCCAACAUUGUGAGAUAGUGACAUCCGCUCUACAAUCGUCAAACUCUGUCCUUAGAGAGCUGGACCUGAGUAACAAUGACUUGCAGGAUUCAAGAGUGAAGCUGCUCUCUGAUGGUCUGAAGAGUCAAAACUGUAAACUGGAGAUACUGAGGUAUUUGAGAGCUGAGGGCUUCACAGAUGAUGUAAUCUGUUGA
This is a messenger RNA of Carassius carassius (crucian carp), 2208 nucleotides long. RefSeq names its product NLR family CARD domain-containing protein 3-like. NCBI's taxonomy places the organism in Eukaryota, Metazoa, Chordata, Actinopteri, Cypriniformes, Cyprinidae. The coding region runs from base 1 to 2208 and encodes 735 amino acids. The record is from RefSeq and is a predicted model, not a curated record. The transcript has 5 exons.